UAUCAUAUAAAUUUAUCAUAGGAGAUUAAGAUAAACUCGACAAGUUAUCUGUUGAUAUCACAAUAACAUGAAUAUGAAGUUCUUUUGGGGAUAAAAUAUGAAGCCAAAAUCACACAACAUGAACUAUAUAGCAGCUGUUCCGUCAAAUUAUGACUGAUUUGACAGAUAAAUGGAAACUGUGACGGUCACAACCACAAUGCGUAUUACAUCAAAGUAAAAAAAAAAAACAAAACAGGUAUAAAACACGCGUAUCGGUAAUUCAAAAGAAAAUGUAGUUAUAAUAAAUUAUGUAAAUAGUAGCACUUGUACUUAACUUUGGUAAAAUGUAACGUACAAGUUGAAAAUGGAAACAGAAACUGAGAUGCCGGAGUUGACAGUAACUUCUGAGAUAUACCAGGAAUAUGAUUAUAAAACGAAACUUAAGCCAAGCCAAGAAGGAAAUGUUAUAUCUGAGUUUCCGUUUCUGCUGCCAUUAAGUCAAAAUAACUGUACAUUUGAUGAUGAUGAUGACUUAGACGUUGAAAGACCUUGUAAAGCAAGUGUUAAAAUUGAACAUAGUUCAAAGACUAAAAUAGCUCUAGUAGGUCUGCAAGUAUGGAGGGGAGCAUUCCUUUUAGGUGAUUUAUUGAUACAUUUGGGACUGAAUGGGAAAUUGAAGGGCAAAACUGUACUGGAACUAGGCGCUGGUACUGGAUUUACGAGUUUUGUUGCUGCUUUGUACGCAAAGAAAGUUAUUUGUACAGAUAUAGAUUUAGGUGGUAUAUUGGAGCUUAUAAAAUUGAAUGCUAAAUACAACAAUGAGCUAAUAAAAUCCCAAUUUAAAGUGAUGCCGCUGGACUUUAAAGAAAUUGAAUGGAGCAGAAAAUUGAUGCAGGAAAUAAAACAAGUCGAUAUCGUUAUUGCAGCUGAUGUGAUCUACGACGAUGACGUCACAGCGGCAUUUAUAUCAACAGUGCAGCGUAUAAUGAACACAAAUCCGCCUAAAAUGUUAUACAUAGUUAUGGAGAAAAGAUACGUGUUUACAAUAGAACAUAUGGACUCCGUAGCGCCGUGUUACGAAACAUUCCUAACUUUAUUGCACAAGGUCAAAUCAGAAAAUGUCCACGCAACGUGGACUGUGGAACAACUGCCACUCGACUUUCCUAAAUAUUUCACGUACGAACGCGUGAAAGAACUAGUUUUGUGGAAGAUAACCUCAAAGGUGAAUUAGUCUGUGAUAUUGUUUUCGUGUUUAAUAAACGUUGUUGAAAGACA
This is a messenger RNA of Papilio polytes (common Mormon), 1254 nucleotides long. RefSeq names its product methyltransferase-like protein 22. Bases 344 to 1210 code for a protein of 288 amino acids. Gene Ontology annotation, cellular component: nucleus. NCBI's taxonomy places the organism in Eukaryota, Metazoa, Arthropoda, Insecta, Lepidoptera, Papilionidae. Gene Ontology annotation, molecular function: protein methyltransferase activity. Gene Ontology annotation, biological process: protein methylation. The record is from RefSeq and is a predicted model, not a curated record. The transcript is spliced from 6 exons.